AUUCCCUUCUCUCCAAUUCGAAACUCUUCUUCACACUCCGGAGCUCCUCAGUCCACUUCGCCCGACGCCGAUAAUAUACGAAAAUCUCAUAUUAAUCCGAUAAAUUAAAAAUAAUUCCUCCCCGUCAUGAUCGCCGAUGCGAAGACCGCGAACGCCGUCGGAGGGAGGACGGCACGGGCCUGUGAAAGCUGCCUCAAGUGUCGGGCACGCUGGUACUGCCCGGCUGAUGAUGCCUUCCUAUGUGGCGCAUGUGACGCCUCCGUGCACUCCGCCAACCAGCUUGCACGGCGUCACGAGCGUGUACGCCUCGAGGCUGCCCCUAAUCCGUCGACAUCUCAUAAGUCCAAUGGCCGUUCACUGAAGACCUCCACUGAUGAUUCCAAUUCCGUGCCCGCUUGGCACGGGGGAUUCACCCGCAAGGCUCGGACCCCCAGGAAGAAGUUCCCGGGAGCCGAUGGGGGUUUAGCGGCUAAGCUGCCUUCACCUGGGGAUCUUGUUCCGGAGCUCAGCGGCGAGUUUGAUGUGUCCACUGGCUCGAUGGACGAGAGCGACGAUAUUGGGCUCCAGUGCCGUGUCCCGGUGCUUGACCCUUUUGCGGAGGUGGGCGGCUGUGAUUUGCUAGGACUUGGAGGGGGGAAUGGUGGCACGUGUGACGACGAGCUGGACAUUGGGCUGCUGCUCCCAUCGGAGGUGGACCUCGAGGAGUUUGCGGCAGAUGUGAAGAGCUUGCUCGGGAAGGAGGGAUUGGAUUUGGAUGAAGAGACCGGCACCGAAGUGAAAGUCAAAGAUGAACUGUCGGGAGACGAUAUUAUGUUAGAGCUGGGCGACGAUGAGACGGCAGAGGGUUGUAAUUUUGAGGUGGCUGCAGCAUGGGAAGUGGCAGCGGAGGCGGCAGUGGGGGAAAUGGAGUUCAGGUCACCGGUGGCGGCUGUAGGAGGAGACGAAGUUGAGGAGGAAAAGCUGGUGCCCGCGGCGGCAGCGGGUGGUGAUAAUAAAAGCAGUAUCCAUAGUAACGAAAAUGAGGUGAAGCCAACAAAGAUGCUGCUACGGCUGAAUUACGAGGAUGUAAUCACGGCUUGGGCGAGCCACCUCUCGCCAUGGACGAAUGGAACUCGCCCCAACCUUAGCCCCGGCGAUGAAUGGCCCGACUGCAUGGGUUCUUAUGCAUCUGAUGUUCACAAUCAGCACAAUUAUGGUGGAGACGCAAUGGGACUGAGAGGACAUUCAGUCGGAGGUGAUGAUAAGGAGCGAGAGGCAAGGGUGAGCCGGUACAGAGAAAAGAGGAGGACCCGAAUGUUCUCUAAGAAGAUUCGCUAUCAAGUUCGGAAGCUCAACGCCGAGAAAAGGCCACGGAUGAAGGGCCGGUUCGUCAAGAGAACUCCCUGCUUUUCCUGAGGAAGCUACAAACAACUUAUUCUCCUUUCUUUGAUUUCCUUCCUUCCGACCUACUGGUUAGCAAAUAAUCGACUCGAUCUGGACUUUUCCCUCGUCUGCUAGCUUGCUACCGGAGAUCAGAAAAGCAGGCCUGGCUCUGUGUCUUAGUUAAUUUUCCGGUCGGUCAUGACUGAUCUCCUACUAGAAGCAGUUUUUUAAGUCUGUAUGGCUACCUAUUGUCAAGACUAACCGGUUUUUGCACAGAUUGUAGUAUACCAUCGUGGCAAGAACAGAUCAAUGCAACGCUUCCAUGCUUUGAAAGUUUUAUGCGUUACCCUUUACACUAGAGGGGUGCGAGUCGAUGUAAUAAUAAGUUUGGUAUUGUGCUUCGCUGGAACUUCGAUGUUCAAGCUGGCUAGCUCUUUUUUUCCUUCGCAAUGUAAUGUUCCAAAGUAGUUUGUACUAUAGUUGGGGCAGGCAAAAGGUUGUGUGUAUAUAUAGAAAUCAAAUUUGUAA
This is a messenger RNA of Punica granatum (pomegranate), 1890 nucleotides long. The record is from RefSeq and is a predicted model, not a curated record. NCBI's taxonomy places the organism in Eukaryota, Viridiplantae, Streptophyta, Magnoliopsida, Myrtales, Lythraceae.